GUACUUGAUGCUGUAUUGAAAGACAUCUGUCAUGCACUUUUGGAAGCUGACGUAAAUGUUCGCCUGGUCAGAAGUUUGAGAAAUAAUGGGUCAACAUUCAAGAUCUUGCCGCUGGAAUUAAUAAGAGGAGAGUUAUACAAAAAGUACGUUAAUACUGUUUUAGAUGAGCUUUGUAGACUUGUUGGACCUGGUACUGAACCAUAUAAACCAAAGAAAGAUGCAAACAAUAUUAUUAUUCUUGCAAUAAUUCCUUGGCAUAUCAUUAUCAACGUAAAGGUUGGAAAGUAUACAUUUCGUGCUGAUGCAUUUGAUCAAUUGAAACAAAAUGCUACUAAAGCAAAAAUAGGAAG
Molecule: messenger RNA, 350 nt
Organism: Dentiscutata erythropus
Lineage: Eukaryota; Fungi; Glomeromycota; Glomeromycetes; Diversisporales; Gigasporaceae
Source: the annotation of a GenBank genome assembly